AUGUUCUAUGAUGGAGACUUGUCAAGUGCCAUAUCAACAGCCCUUCAGGAAAGAAAAGCUGUUCUCUGCUUCGUAUAUGACGACAGCACAGAAGCCAGCAAGGAAUGGGAGACUAUCCUAAGAGAUCCUUCCAUAUCCCCGGCGGUGUCCUCCCAAACCGUUGCCGUAUUGCUCAACAAGGGCUCUGAAGAAGCCGGUUUCCUCGAUUCGAUCUGCCCCAUCACCAGCACGCCUGCAAUUAUUGUGAUCAAGGAUGCGCGAGUACACGAAAACCUUCAGUCCGCAGACGUAUCAACUGAGCGGUUGAAGUCUCGCUUGGCUUCAGCUUUUGGCAUACAACAAGAUGGAGGAGCGACCCCGCAGCAAUCUGAACGAGAAGACGAGUUCACUGACUCUACUCCGGCACAUGCCACUCCCGUGGAGUCACAUCAACCUAUGCCAUCAAGACCGCCGCAAAAUCCACCGGUGCCUGUGCCCGCGGGAGAACAGGUCUAUGCAACACAGAACCGUGCAAUUCCGUCGCCUCCCCAUUCAUCUGCACCACGGAGACAAGCAGAACCUCCAGUCCCAUCUCCAGUCCCAUCUCCAGCUCCAGCCGACACCCUGCCGUCCACCGGCCAGAGUACGGAAAUGAGUGAGAAACAAAAAGCCCAGAGGUCAGAGUACAUCAAAAUGCAACGAGAGCGCGAACAGAAACAACGCGACGAACGUGAAAGGAUCAAAGCUCAGAUAAAAGCAGAUCGAGAGGAGAGGCGAUUGUUGGAUGAGAUGAGGAAACAGGGUCAAACGCAAGAGACUCCAGCCUCUUCUUCAAGUACGUCCUCGUAUGCUAGAUCAAGGACAUCAAUAGCGAACGCUCGUGCGGAAGUCAGAGUCCAAGUCCGCACAUUCGACGGUUCAACCUUGCGCAACACAUUCCCUCCAACCUCCACCAUCACCAAAGAAAUUCGUCCCUGGAUUGACUCCUCCAACUCCGCCUCCUCGCCCCCCAGGACAAGUGGCGUGCCCUACAAUCUCAAACUCAUCCUGACACCCCUUCCCAAUCGCACAAUCGAGGCUGGGGAAGAAGAUACUGAACUCUCCGACCUAGGUAUCGUGGGGAGCUGCACCUUCGUCAUGGUCCCGGUAAAAGGAUAUGUUGACUCAUACGCUUCCGGCGGCAUGGGCCUGGGCGGUGGCUUGCUCGGAGGAGUCGUGACAGGAGGGUACAAUCUCGUCAGCGGCACGGCAGGGAUGGUCUUUGGCGGUGUACGCUCACUGCUUGGAUAUGGCUCGGGGGGAAAUGCAGAACAGACAAUGCCUACGAGCGGCGGCGGCGGAAGUGAAAACGCGAGCCGGCAGCCUCCUCCUGGCCCUGGCUCCGGACCUGGCGCUGGGGCUGCUGGGAACAACGUCCGGAUCCGCACACUGGCUGAUCAACGCGCCGAAGACGCUGCGAGGAGGGAUCAGCAGUUUUACAACGGGAACCAGCUCAAUUUUCAGCCGAACAAUGACGAGGACCACAAGAGAGAUUGA
Molecule: messenger RNA, 1515 nt
Organism: Fonsecaea multimorphosa CBS 102226
Lineage: Eukaryota; Fungi; Ascomycota; Eurotiomycetes; Chaetothyriales; Herpotrichiellaceae
Exons: 5
Coding region: 1-1515 (504 amino acids)
Molecular function (GO): protein binding
Source: RefSeq, a predicted model, not a curated record